UUUUAAUGUACGAACAAGAACUUCCAUCCAAUUUAGAUGACUUUCCCAAUUACAAUCUUAAGCAAUCAACUGAAUCAGAGAAAGUCGUUGUAGAUGAUGAUCAAAAGAAAAAAGCUGCCUAUCAAUUCAUGCAAUCUUUGGAAAAGAAUCUCAGAACCAAGAUCAGCAGUCCUCAACAACGAGUGCAAACACUAGCCGUGUCUCUUGAAUUGUAUGAUACAAUUUUCAAUAAAAUUUAUUGCAAUACUCUUUAUAAGGUAUCAUAUUCAUCUCAAAUCAAACAGGACACCUUAUUCCCCUUGGCGGAAAGUUUGGAAGAGGCUUUCAAUGACGAAUUUGACUCCAUAACCAAAUUGCUCUUCAAUGAGAGUUGCUACAGACAUGCAUUCUAAAGUGUGCAAUAACAAUUCAAUUUGCAAACCUCAAUAGAAUCAUGGCAAAAUUACUAAUUGCUCUUUGCAGCACUGCAAUAAAAGUAUACAACAUGCUGAAUUAGGCAAAACAUUGAUCUCCCCCUCCCUCCAAGUUGGAUUUGGGAUAUCUUGGAUGAAUACGUAUAUCAAUUUUAUGUGUCCUCCAGAUGGAGAAAGCUAUUGAAGAACGAUGAAAUAACUCAAUUGAAAAACAUACAGGACUAUUGGAAUCUGGAAGAGAUACUCAAAACUUUAGAGGCAUUCUCCUCUCAACGAAAUAGCGCAGUCUAAAACACCUUCCAAUACCUGGCCUAUUAUUCCUACUUAGCCACAGCGAAAUUGCAUGUGAUGUCUGGUAAUUUUAAUGCAGCCUACACUAUGUUAUCAUAAAUUCAACACUCGGAAUUGAUUAUUUACAGCAAAUCAGGUGGAGCCUACUAAUCAUUAUUCAGCUAUGCAGGAUUCUGUUUCUUAUUGAAUAAGGAAUACAAGAAAGCCAAUCUUACCUUAACCUUGAUUGUUAAUUACUUCAAUAAAUAUAAAUAGUUAUAUACAAAAUCCUAUCAAUAUGAUAGUUUAAUCAAACAACACGAGAAAAUAUUGGCAUUGUUAGCUGUUACAUCUAUAUUUUACCCUGAAAUUGAAGACAACAUAAUCACACUCUUGAAGGAGAGCAGGAACAAAUUAUUUGAAAAAUACGAAAAAAUAUUGAAGUAUGAUCAAUAACUCAUUGGGGAAGUCUUUUUGCAAUCAUGUCCAAAGAUUAUCAACACAAUCAAGAAUAUGAAAGAGUUCCAAACAGAAUAGGAACUUAAUCCCAAUGAAACAAUCAUAGAGGUGAAGGAUAAAUUGCUAAAAGAAGUAUUGGAGGCCAAGAGAAUCAAUGAUGUUGAACAAGUAUUGAGUCUCUACAAUCAAAUAACCUUUGAGCAUUUCAAUAAGGUAAGAUAAAAUUAAAUGUCAAUAUAGUUGCUACCAGAGAAGUAUGUCUAAUUGUACAUCGACAGGAACAGCGUCGCAUUAAAUGAAAAUUCCUUUGAGUCUACUAUUCUUAGCAAAUUUUGGUAGAAAUCUAAAUUGUUGGAAAUUGAGAUUAAGAACAAAAUAAUCCAUGUCAAGGAAGUUCAAGUUAACUAGGUAUAUUUAAGUUUAAUUCUUUAUAGAGAGACUUCAUUAAUUAAUUGGCUUAGAUGAAUGCAAGUCUUGAGAAGAGCAUUUAAGAGUUGAGUAAGAAUUUGUGA
Paramecium octaurelia is the source of this 1654-nucleotide messenger RNA. The record is from the annotation of a GenBank genome assembly. NCBI's taxonomy places the organism in Eukaryota, Ciliophora, Oligohymenophorea, Peniculida, Parameciidae.